Penaeus vannamei (Pacific white shrimp) is the source of this 1383-nucleotide messenger RNA. Lineage: Eukaryota; Metazoa; Arthropoda; Malacostraca; Decapoda; Penaeidae. The record is from RefSeq and is a predicted model, not a curated record.
AUGAUCAGUGAAGGUGGCUACAACUAUUACUGUUCUCUUCAUCACACCUGGCAGGUCACCCUGUACCACACCUGGCAAGUCACUCUGUCACCUCCCCUGUCAAGUCACCCUGUCACCUCCCUGUCAAGUCACCCUGUCACCACACCUGGCAAGUCACCCUGUCACCUCCCCCUGUCAAGUCACCCUGUCAACGGCCCUGUCAAAGCGCUUAUUCCAUCUUCCCUCACCCCUGUCAAGUCCAUUUUCCUCACCCCCUGUCCCAAGUCCAUCCCCCCUGUCAAGUCCAUUUUUCCUAACCCCUGUCAAGUCAUUUUCCUACCCCUAGUCAAGUCCAUUUUCCUAACCCCUGUCAAGUCAAUUUUCCUCAACCCUGUCAAGUCAAUUUUCCUCACCCCUGUCAAGUCAAUCCAUUUCCUAUCCCCUGUCAAGUCCCUCACCCCUGUCAAGUCCAUUUUCCUAACCCCUGUCAAGUCAAUUUUCCUCACCCCUUCGCAAUCUUCCUCAACCCCUGUCAAAGUCAAUUUUUCUCCACCCCUGUCCAGUCCAAUUUUUCCCGCUCACCCGCUGUCAAGUCAAAUUUUCAUCACCCUGUCAAGUCAUUUCACCACCCCUGUUCAAGUCACCAUACAAACCCAAGCUCUCAUGCUCAACCACCCUUGCCAAAGGACACCACCACAACCACUAACAACCACCGCAAGCAACACCAGAACACCACCAUCCAACCACUACAACCACCGCCAGCAACCACCAGGACACCACCACAACCACUACAGCCACCGCCGAGCAAAACACCUGACACCACACAAAGCACUACAAACCACCGCCAGCAACGCCAUGACACCACUACAACCACUUACACCACCUGCCAUAGCGAGCAAACACCGUGACACCACCACAACCACUACAACCACCGCCAACAACACCAGGACACCACCACACCACUACAACCACCGCCAGCAACACCAGAACACCACCACAGAUCCACUACAACCACCCCCCAUCAACACCAGAACACCACCCCACAACCACUAUAACCCCAGCCAACACACCACCACAACCACUACACCACCGACCAGCAACACCAGGACACCACCACAACCCACUACAGCCACUCCGCCAGCCACACGAAUGAAACCCACCAACAAACACUACGAACAACCCAGCAACACCUGGACACCACCACAACCACUACUUCACGCAGCAACACCAGACACCCCACCACAACCCACUACAAACCACCGCCCAGCAACACCAGGACACCACCAAACAACCACUAACAACCACCGCCAGCAACCCAGGAACACCACACAACCCCACUACAACCCCACCGCCACAACACCAACACCACCACAACCAUACAGCCACCGCACGCAGCACCAUUGA